AUGCUGUUUGCGCACAUCACGGCGACGAGUAUGUACGAACAGGACACGUUUGUGCCCUCCGUUUUCAUCACGCAAGAUUACAACGGUAAGACCUAUCCAAAGGACUUAUGGGGACGAGUAGCCACGUUCAACAAAGUGCUGGGUGCCGUCAACUUCCAAGUGACUCGAAAGGCGACACACACCUUUGACACGCCUGCGAUCGAAGCAUUAGGCAAGAUUAACGCUUUCAAGGUUCAAGGCGAUUGGCUCGACUUCCCUACUGAAGAACUGCUGAUCAUUAUCGUCGCAUACAACGGCGAGUUGCAAGGUUAUGCAGUUACGGAGAUGCAGCUCACUUUAUCGGAAGGAGGCUCAUCGCUCGCCACCGCUGCGGACAUCGUCGUCUUGAUCUUCUUCCUGUUCGCACUGGAUACACAACUCCGCAAACUAUAUCGAUAUCGCCGUUCAGGUAUUGGAAAACUUGGCUGUGGUGACGUCUGGGUCGUUAUCGAGCAUUCUUCUACAGUAGCGGUUGCUGCCUUCUGCUUUGUUAUCCUCACGAGAACUGUGGCCAGUGCACUGCAUCAGUUCGGUGUGUUCUUCAUCGUUUUUGUCGUCAUCUUCGCGACGUUUGCUGUGUCUGGGGCCAUUCUAUUCGGUGACAGAGUCGAGGAGUUCUCGUCCUUGGAAACUGCGACGGAAACUUGCACCAAUAUGCUCUUCGGGAACUUCGACUACAAUAGUAUUCAGGGGCUGUAUGCCCUUGUCUGUGAGCAGUGA
This is a messenger RNA of Phytophthora infestans T30-4, 759 nucleotides long. RefSeq lists its product as uncharacterized. The transcript is spliced from 6 exons. The record is from RefSeq and is a predicted model, not a curated record. The coding region runs from base 1 to 759 and encodes 252 amino acids. NCBI's taxonomy places the organism in Eukaryota, Oomycota, Peronosporomycetes, Peronosporales, Peronosporaceae.